AAACUGCAGGGAUCUAUUUUCAGUUUGGUUUCGGGUUGCCAGUGUGAACUGGUGACCUGAGGACGUGAGGUCUCCCGUGUCUGUCCCUCAAAAGCUGGGUGUGAGCAGCCUAUCGGUUCCUUGCAGGGUGGAGUGUCCCAUUCUUUGGCCAAGAUGUGGCCAUCCGUGUCCAUCCUGUGUGUCCUGGUGGCCUUCGCCAACGCUCGCAGCAUUCCUUACUUCCCUCCCCUCUCCAGUGACUUGGUCAACCACAUAAACAAGCUCAACACUACCUGGAAGGCAGGGCACAACUUCCCCAAUGCUGACAUGACCUAUGUAAAGAAGCUCUGUGGCACCUUCCUGGGUGGGGCCAAGCUCCCUGAGAGGGUGGACUUUGCUGCAGACAUGGAGCUGCCUGAUAACUUCGACUCACGGACACAGUGGCCCAACUGUCCCACCAUCAGUGAGAUAAGAGACCAGGGCUCCUGUGGCUCCUGCUGGGCUUUUGGCGCCGUAGAAGCGAUUUCAGACAGAAUCUGUGUCCACACCAACGCCAAGGUCAGUGUGGAGGUGUCAGCUGAGGACUUGCUGUCAUGCUGUGGCUUCGAGUGCGGCAUGGGGUGCAAUGGUGGUUAUCCCUCCGGUGCGUGGAGGUACUGGACAGAGAGGGGCCUCGUGUCUGGGGGCCUCUACGAUUCCCAUGUGGGCUGCCGUCCCUACUCCAUCCCACCCUGCGAGCACCACGUGAACGGCUCCCGGCCCCCCUGCACCGGGGAAGGAGGGGGAACCCCAAGAUGCAGCAAGCACUGUGAACCUGGGUACUCACCCUCCUACAAGGAGGACAAGCACUACGGCAUCACCUCCUAUGGAGUCCCUCGCAGUGAGAAGGAAAUCAUGGCUGAGAUCUACAAGAAUGGCCCAGUGGAAGGAGCCUUUAUUGUCUAUGAGGAUUUCCUGAUGUACAAGUCUGGAGUGUACCAGCACGUGUCCGGGGAGCAGGUUGGAGGCCACGCCAUCCGGAUCCUGGGCUGGGGAGUGGAGAACGACACCCCGUACUGGCUGGUGGCCAACUCCUGGAACACCGACUGGGGGGACAAUGGCUUCUUCAAAAUCCUCCGAGGGGAGGACCACUGUGGCAUCGAGUCCGAGGUCGUGGCCGGCAUCCCCAGGACGGAGCAGUACUGGAAGAGGAUGUAACCUUGGAUCAAACCACAAAUAAUCCCGAGUCCCUGAUGCUUUUAACUGAUAGUGGGUUGGGUGCAGAGACCCCCCCCUUCUAAGAGACUAUAGUUGAGAUUACUUUAUUAAAGCUUUUUAUCUUUUCUUUUUUCCUUUUUUUUUUUUUGGUUGUUUUUCAGUUUUUUUGGUGGUUUUUUUUUUUGGUGGUUUUUUUUUUUGUACAUCGGAGCUGGAGGUGGAGCUGCUCUCUACCAACCUUCUGCUCCUGGUGGGUUGCAGCCAUGGGGCAUUCCCUGCUCAAAGGACUGCUGGGGAGCUCGCUGGCCUCUUGGUGUUUGGUUAGCCUGGACCCCUUCCAGCCCAGUUUGUUACUGGGAGGGCAGGAAGCAGUAGCUUUGUGCUGGGAUUAGGGACUUGCUGGGGCAGCAGAGAUGGAUCCUGCUGGGAAGCCAUAGCCAGGAGGGAUUUGUGCACCCCUGGCUGGGUUGGUUUGACUGUUAGUACCCAAAACAAGCAGGGAAUGUUAGUGUGUGCCUUGAACUGGCUAAAUUUAGACCUAUUAGUGACAAAAUACUGAUGAACUUGAUGUGGGGCUGGCUCUGGCCAGAGCUGCCUGCACCAAGUCCUUUGUGCAUUGCUUGCUCUGCUCCAUCCAUUUGGCUUUUUAAACCACUUCAACUGUUCAUUUGGUUUCUAUCUGCUGUAGUCUGGGGUUCUUGAUCCCAGGGAAGGGCCUGGCUGGAGCUCCGUGAGCCUUUGAUCAAAUAUCCUGCCAGCAUCCAGGAGGACACUGGAAAGAGCAAACCACUUUAUAUCCAUGGCUGGGCAGCUUGGUGUGUGAACCCUGGGCAAGGGUGCAGCACCCAAAAUUGGGGUGCUUUGGUGCUGGAGGUGCUGAAUGCUGACCUGAGGGAUGGCUCCCAAGUCUGCUGCAGAUGCUUGGAGGUAUCUCACUGACUUGCACACAAUUGAAGCAUUUUUUUUCUUGAGCCACAGGUGUUAAGGAAGAAAAAUACCCUUAUUUUUGUUACUGGGGGGAGGUGUAGUAGUUGUGUAGGAGGAAUCAUGAUUUGCCAACACUAAUAUAGCAAAAGAGCUUUUUUUUUUUUUUUUUUAAUUAAAGCACAAAGUAUAUUACUGAGCUGAGGCUGCAGGCUGAAACAUGUGAAGCAGGCUCUCCCAUGCAUUGUAAAAUAGCCCCUUACCUCUGCUUACUCAGACACCAGUGAGCCAGAGCUGUGCUGUUGUGGUUGGAACAACCGUGCCAAUAAAUGAUUUCUCCAGUG
Molecule: messenger RNA, 2444 nt
Organism: Corapipo altera (White-ruffed manakin)
Lineage: Eukaryota; Metazoa; Chordata; Aves; Passeriformes; Pipridae
Gene: CTSB
Product: cathepsin B
Exons: 10
Coding region: 154-1176 (340 amino acids)
Biological process (GO): regulation of catalytic activity
Cellular component (GO): lysosome
Molecular function (GO): cysteine-type endopeptidase activity
Source: RefSeq, a predicted model, not a curated record